CCUCACUUUCACACCCAACGCGCCAGACUCAGUCAUGACGGACUCAAAUAUCACUUCCCGGCUCCGCAAACUUCGCUUCGGACGACGACUCUCACCAACGCGGUCCGUCCCAACAACCAGCAAAGCCUCAUCCGUCUCGUCCCAGAAAUCCAAAACUCAACUCGCCAAAAUAGACAUAUACCGCCCUCUGUCUCCUUCGACUCGAGAAAUUCGCCUUCUUCGUAUCCUGCCCGAACAGCCAGGAUCUCUCCUCCUCGGUCCUGACCCCAUCAGCUGCGUCCUAAGCCAUGUCUCGCUUGACGACAAACCUACGUAUCAUGCGCUAAGCUAUACGUGGGAUGAUGAGAGUCUUGGGCAAAGCUUUGAGGAUCCGGAUGAUGUGAAGAGGAAGAAAAAGGUGUUGAUUAGUGGGUUCAUCUUUCUGGAUGGCCAGGCUGUGGAAGUCACGCCGAAUCUGUGGGUUGCGCUGUGGCAUUUGAGGAGGAGUGCGAAUUGGUUCAAGCAGCAUCCAGAUGCGGAAGUGGGAGAGUUUGGAGAAAGGAUGGAUAGGGAGAAUCAGACGCACUUUACUUAUGAGACCCCGAUUUGGAUAGAUGCUUUGUGCAUAAACCAACUGGAUGUAUUAGAGAGAAACGAACAGGUGCAAAUGAUGGGUCUUCUAUACAGAAAUGCCCAAUCUGUUCACGCAUGGACAGGGCUAGAAAUCCCAGAAAUUGGACUCCUCGCCAAGAUGGUACGGGACUUCUCCGAUAACUUCGGCACCAGUGAUGCUGCUCCCGCAGAAGUUCACAGAAUGCUUCGGGAAAACUACUUACAGACUAGCUGGGCACCGUUGCCACUCUUGUGCAAGAGACCAUACUGGGAGCGCGUAUGGAUCGCACAAGAAUACCUUCUUGCUCGCCAAGCUCUCAUCCACGUCGGCUUAAGAGUGAUAGACGUUUCUCAAUUUACCUUCUUUGCUCAUGCUAAAGCCGAAUCUCUAGCAGCGAUCAGUAUGAGCGAGUGGACGCCCAUCGAUAGGGAGACAUCGCACUGUCGAAUUAUCCAUUUCAAGCACGCGAGCUUCAGCCGGCCUCGGUUGGGAGAGGUCUUGAUUAGGUUCACGAAACAGAAAUGCAGUGAUCCACGAGAUAAGAUAUACGGCAUCUUGGGUAUCAGCGAAAAGACGGAUUAUGGAAUCGAGGUCGAUUACACACUGGAUGCAGAUACAGUAUAUCAACAAGCAAUUCGGCAGAUCAUAUUGAAGGACCAAGACCUCGAACUCAUUUUCAAUCCUCACAGAUAUUCCUGCGAAUGUACCAAGAGUCAGCACUCACAAUCAUCGUUACCAUCCUGGGUACCUGACUUACGAUGCCUAAACUCUGCACCCACAAUUGGCAUGCUAAACUUCUCUUGGCACCCAACCGGUACCAAAUCUCCCAGCAUAUCUGCCACCUCGAACCGAAAAGUAAUCAGCUGCAGAGGGCUCCUCCUCGGAAGCAUCGCUAAAAUCAACAUCAAUCUUCAACACAACGAUACAGACUACACUCCAGCCAGUAACAUCCAAGUGCGAAACAUGGCAGUUUUCGCAAAUUCAGCGCCAGACGCCUUCACGCCUCCAAAUCCAGCACUUCCAGCCACCUCACAAAAAUCAACAGCAGAACGUCUACAAAGUCUUUACGAAACCCUUACAGCGGUCGACAAGCUUAACUGCAGUAAAGUUGACCCCUCAACAUUCAUCGAGAACUGCACAGCCGCCCUCUCCGAAACCUCGCCUCUUAAUGACGAAAGUGCCGCCAAAAUCCUCAUGAUCGCACCAUUCGCCGCUGUCUUCUCCUUAAAAUCCACCUCGCUCUCCCCCAGCGCGAAAUUGGAGAACCUUCCGAGCGGACCAGUCUUCGGACAAUGCUAUCCCUUUUGUAGAGAAGGCGAUGUCCUUGCGGCGUUCUAUGGAUGCUCGAGACUUGCGGUACUGAGACAUGAUCCCCUGGACAAGGGCAAGUUCAAGGUCAUGUGUGAGGCGUAUGUGCAUGGGUUUAUGAAUGGGGAGGGGGUGGGGAUGUUUGAGGAGAGAGAGUUUGAACUCACUUGAUAUGGUUUGGAUCGAAAUUCUUGGUAUCGAGAAACUUACCUGAAAGGUGUGGAAGUGAGAAGAUUGUUGGAGAUUGCAUGUCCUGGAUGCAAGAAGCGAGUGAGCACAUGCCAAGUCGCAAUUAUGAAGAGAGGAAAGACAAUGCGCCCAGAAUCUAUAGGAUAGGAAUCCUGCGACCUACACCCAUGGCCGAGUGAACGAAUACGAAUGUCCUCAGCUGGAGUGGAAAGACACAGCUCAGCCCAGCCUAGCACUACCGAGGCGGCGCAGUGGACAUUGAAAAGACGUCUGGGAACUCCCCAGUUCCCAAAGGGGAUGACUCAUGUUGUCCUUGCAUUACAGGCUAGCGAUUUGGACAUUUCUCUAUAGCAUAAUAUUUUUCUUCUUUCUCCCUGGGAUAAAGAAUUUUGAUGUACCGCCUUACUGAAGAUGUGGAAUGCGCUUCUAUAGGCUGACAAACUAAUGCAAACGAGCCUCAAGCAUCAUCAUCAUCUGAGAAAAAAUUAAUCGAAGUAGGUAGGUAGGAGGUAGGCAGUCAGGAUUUCGCUUAGCUAGCCUCCCUCCCUAGCCUGGCUAACAAAACAAUGAUCCUCACUUCAACUCCCCUCAACUCAAUCCAGCUCCCCACAAUUCCAUCCAUGCGGU
This is a messenger RNA of Cadophora gregata, 2716 nucleotides long. RefSeq lists its product as uncharacterized. The record is from RefSeq and is a predicted model, not a curated record. The transcript is spliced from 4 exons. Bases 35 to 2071 code for a protein of 678 amino acids. Lineage: Eukaryota; Fungi; Ascomycota; Leotiomycetes; Helotiales; Ploettnerulaceae.